Molecule: messenger RNA, 1677 nt
Organism: Brassica napus (rape)
Lineage: Eukaryota; Viridiplantae; Streptophyta; Magnoliopsida; Brassicales; Brassicaceae
Exons: 2
Coding region: 893-1501 (202 amino acids)
Source: RefSeq, a predicted model, not a curated record
UUACUCUCUAAAUAGCUCUUAACAAAUAAAAAAAAGUUUCGAAAAUAUUUACUAAUUCAAUUUCGUUGGCUGUUUCUUUUAUUGAUUAAUUUUUAAUACAAAUACUUGUGUUAAUUCAACAUUUUUCAUAUGAUUAACGAGGACUUUGGUUAAGCUUCACGGUUCAUUUCAUAUAAAUUACACAUUUCCAGAUUUUUUUUUUUUUAUAACCCAGGUGUCCUGCCACUCAUCGACAGGGCGAUAGCUAACAGAGCGAUAUAACCCGUACAUUGGCACCCGUACAUCGAGAGCGCAGACUAGCCGCGUGGGCGGCCAAACGGCUCUCCACGCGUUGGCUCCUGGAACGCUGCGGCCCGUAUUUGAAUACCGCAGUGGCCGGGGCUCGAACUCGAGAUGGCGGGCACCUCAGUCGAGGUUCCUAUACCACCUGAGCUAGAGGCUCCGGUUCACAUUUCCAGAUUAAUCGGAGUGAUUCACGCAAGAGUCAUUUUCCAGGAAACAUCACAUAUUUUUUUCAAUAUCCAUCUUGCACAUAGAUUAUAGUCCAAGUGAAGAACAUUACAUACUUUCGAUUUCAAUAUAAUUAUUUGAUUUAUAUAUAUAUAAACUUCGUUUUUGGGUUGUUAUUGGUUUAAGAUCGAUAGUGAAAUGCGACUUAACUUUGUCUUCUCGUUAUUAUUUAAUUAUUGAAGAUUUGGCACUUUGUUGACCUAAAAAUGUUCCGUAUCAUCAACAACCAACCAUAAAUCCGAAAUCUAUAAUCAUCUGAUCUAUAACACAGCACCCACCUUUAGAUACAUGAGCUCUUAAUAGAUACCAAACCAACCACACACACAAACAGAAACUCUCUUGUGGUACAUUUUUAGUAAACGUACAAACACAUUAUUCUGUAAUGGGUAAUAUCUUGGGACGCACGAAAACUGUGAAAAUCAUGAAGAUCAAUGGCAAGAGUUUCAAGCUGAAAACUCCGGUGAAAGCUGGUACGGUUGUUAAAGAUUUUCCAGGUCACGUUCUCUUCGAAUCUGAAUCCGUGAAGCGUUUCGGUAUCAGAGCAAAGCCUUUGGAUCCUAAACAAUACUUGCAAUCCAAAAGGAUUUAUUUCAUGGUUGAACUUCCCAGUACCGGCUCUGAUCGAAACCCACGUGGCAGAAGAUGGAAAGAGAGAACCCCGAGAAGGGUUCGGUUGGGAAUCAAGAUGGGUGCCAAGGAGAGGCUUGAGAAUCUGAAGCUUUCUCGUAGAUCAUCGUCUGAUCUCUCGGUAAUAAAGGAGGUUGCUGAAGAAGAGAAAGAAGUGGUGACUAGUGUGAAGUUGAAGUUACCAAAGUGGAAAGUGGAGAAACUAUGGAAAGAGAGUGAGAGUGUCUCUGAUUUCUACAACAAGAUCACAGCACUUUGUCUCCUCAACGUUCCAAGUGGUUUGAUUCAUCAGAGACAACAUUUGCUUCGUAAUGGAGGAAGAAGCGUUCAGAUUGGAGACAAAGAAGCUGUCAAUUAUUUUUAAGUUGUGUUGUAUUCUUGUUGAAGACCAAAAGAGAAACAAACACUGAUCCCUUUCUCAAGCCACGUUUCUUGCAUCUUUUAAUCACGAAAAUUGCAACUAGGAAACAGAUGUGCUCCAACUUGUGUAACACAACUUUUAGUAUGUUCUUAAAAUAAAAAAUUUAUCCUUUAUUAGAA